This is a messenger RNA of Penicillium cataractarum, 2124 nucleotides long. RefSeq names its product 1,4-alpha-glucan branching enzyme GLC3. Bases 1 to 2124 code for a protein of 707 amino acids. Gene Ontology annotation, molecular function: cation binding; 1,4-alpha-glucan branching enzyme activity; hydrolase activity, hydrolyzing O-glycosyl compounds. The record is from RefSeq and is a predicted model, not a curated record. Gene Ontology annotation, biological process: glycogen biosynthetic process. Gene Ontology annotation, cellular component: cytoplasm. The transcript is spliced from 7 exons. NCBI's taxonomy places the organism in Eukaryota, Fungi, Ascomycota, Eurotiomycetes, Eurotiales, Aspergillaceae.
AUGGCGUCUACUUCUGAAGUCCCCGCCGACGGAACAGGCGUCCUCCAACUUGACCCGUGGUUGGAACCUCAUCGCGAUGUGCUGAAGCAUCGCUACAGCGUGGUGGAGAAAUGGGCCAACGCCAUCAAUGAGUCCGAAGGUGGAUUGGACAAGUUCAGCAAGGUAGAAUUGAACCUGCACUCGUUGCGAUCAAUUAGCGGCUAUGAAACCUUUGGCCUCAAUGCUCAGCCAAAUGGCGACAUCAAGUACCGGGAAUGGGCACCGAAUGCAGUGGAGGCUUCGCUGGUCGGCGAUUUCAACAACUGGGAUAACGAAGCCAACCCUAUGACCAAGAACAGCUUCGGCGUGUGGGAAGUGACCGUGCCUGCUGUCAAUGGCAGCCCGGCGAUUCCCCACGAGAGCAAGAUCAAGGCAAGUCCGUCCAUUUCUAGAAUUAGACAGAGCUCUCAAGCUAACAUCACCAUGGUUCUCCCCGGCGGCGAGCGCAUCUAUCGCAUUCCUGCAUGGAUCAAGCGGGUCGUGCAGGACCUCGACGUCUCUCCGGUCUACGACGCCGUUUUCUGGAACCCACCCGCCAGCGAUCGAUACACCUUCAAACACCCACGACCCAAGAAGCCCGAGAGUCUUCGUAUCUAUGAGGCACACGUCGGUAUCUCAUCGCCCGAAACCCGGGUCGCCACGUACAAGGAGUUCACCAAGAAUAUGCUCCCGCGUAUCAAGUACCUUGGCUACAAUGCGAUCCAGUUGAUGGCCAUUAUGGAGCACGCCUACUAUGCCAGCUUCGGAUACCAGGUGAACAACUUUUUCGCGGCAAGUAGUCGCUACGGAUCUCCCGAGGAUCUGAAGGAGCUCAUUGAUACUGCUCAUAGUAUGGGGCUGGUGGUACUGCUGGAUGUGGUGCACAGUCACGCGUCGAAGAACGUGCUUGAUGGCCUGAACAUGUUCGAUGGAUCCGAUCAUCUUUAUUUCCACGAGGGUGGAAAGGGUCGCCAUGAGUUGUGGGAUAGUCGCUUGUUUAACUAUGGACAUCAUGAAGUGCUGCGGUUCCUCUUGAGUAACCUGCGCUUCUGGAUGGAUGAGUAUCAGUUUGAUGGUUUCCGAUUUGACGGUGUCACUAGCAUGCUUUACGUGCACCACGGUAUUGGAACAGGCUUCUCCGGUGGUUACCACGAGUACUUCGGCCCCGGUGUCGAUGAGGAGGGCGUCACUUACCUAGCCCUUGCCAACACAAUGCUGCACGAGCUCUACCCCGAGUGUAUCACCGUCGCGGAAGACGUCUCCGGUAUGCCCGCCUUGUGUCUCCCCCACUCCCUUGGAGGCGUCGGCUUCGACUACCGACUAGCCAUGGCCGUACCCGACAUGUACAUCAAGCUGCUGAAAGAAAAGUCCGACAACGAGUGGGACAUUGGCAACCUUGCAUUCACACUGACAAACCGUCGCCACGGCGAAAAGACCAUUGCCUACGCCGAGAGCCACGACCAAGCACUAGUCGGCGACAAAACCCUCAUGAUGUGGCUCUGCGACAAAGAAAUGUACACCCACAUGUCCGUCCUAACAGACUUCACCCCGGUAAUCGAACGCGGCAUGGCCCUCCACAAAAUGAUCCGCCUAGUAACCCACGGCCUCGGCGGCGAAGGCUACCUAAACUUCGAAGGCAACGAAUUCGGGCACCCCGAAUGGCUCGAUUUCCCCCGCGAAGGAAACGGAAAUUCCUUCUGGUACGCCCGCCGCCAACUAAACCUGACAGAAGACCACCUGCUCCGCUACAAAUUCCUCAACGAAUUCGACCGCGCCAUGCAACUCGGCGAAGCCAAGUAUGGAUGGCUGCAUGCGCCGCAGGCGUACGUUAGCUUGAAGAAUGAGAGUGACAAGGUACUCGUCUUUGAGAGGGCGGGGUUGGUGUGGAUCUUCAAUUUCCAUCCUACGGAGAGUUUUACGGAUUAUCGGGUUGGCGUGGAUGUUCCGGGGACGUAUCGGAUUGUGCUUGAUUCGGAUGAUCAGGCGUUUGGGGGGUUGGGGAGGAAUGUUAAGGAGACGAGGUUCUUUACGACUGAUAUGCCGUGGAAUGGGAGGGCGAACUUUACGCAGGUUUAUAUCCCGACGAGGACUGCUUUGGUGAGUUGA